Messenger RNA from Naegleria fowleri, 894 nucleotides. RefSeq lists its product as uncharacterized. Lineage: Eukaryota; Heterolobosea; Eutetramitea; Acrasida; Naegleriidae. The record is from RefSeq and is a predicted model, not a curated record. The transcript has a single exon. The coding region runs from base 1 to 894 and encodes 297 amino acids.
AUGAAAAAUUUGUUUAAGGUAAUGUACGGGCUCUCAUCAUUGAGAAAACCAAAUCAAAGAAGUAUCUCCAAAAAUUAUAGCAUCUUGUAUGGAGUCGGCGUUUCUUUCGUUCAUCUCUCAAAAAAUCACCUUGAUUUUUCUUCAAAUUCACAAAGCGGUAUUGGAGAUGCCAUCCAACGUUCCUUCCAAUCAAGAACAUUCUCUCAGGGAAGGCUGAUUCAAAAAAGUUUUAAUGAAAACCCUCAACAACCAAUCUCCAAGGAAACCAAUUCUCCUGAUCAGAAACAAGGGUCCAAAGUGGAACUCUCAUUGCUAAAUAUUAAGGAAUGGACACCUCAACAAGUUGCGUCUUUGCUUUGUAUGGAAAAGUCUGAAGGAGGAGCUUCUUUAGAUGUUGAGAAGGUCAAACCUCUCUAUAACGCUGGUUUCGAUGGAAACUCUCUUUAUGAUCUUUGUCAAGACAUUAAGAUACAGAAUGUGGACUUUGUGCUAGCCACCAUGUCUCAAAGUAAUGAUUAUUCUCAGGUUUCUGAAAGUACACGCAAUACAGUGGUAUAUUGGGUGAAGGAUUUCUUGAUGACUAAACGUCUCACUUUAUGGACCAAGGAUCAAGUAAAGUCCGCACUGGGUCAACCUAAAUCAGAGAGGGGUGCUGGACUAACAACGGAAAAAGUUCAAGCUUUCUACAAUAUAGAAUUUAAUGGAUUUGAUCUUUCAGGCAUUGUCCGCUAUGUAGUGAAGCGUACACAAUCAGGUCAUAGUGUAUCUGCUUCUGAUAUCGGGAAUGAACAUGGUGUAAUUGGUUUUGACACGUGGCAGGAAGUGCUUAUUUGGAUAAAUGAUCAGUUAAUCCCAAAAAGCAAGUUACAAGUUUCACUCACCAACAUAUUUUAA